Lathyrus oleraceus (garden pea) is the source of this 879-nucleotide messenger RNA. RefSeq lists its product as uncharacterized. Lineage: Eukaryota; Viridiplantae; Streptophyta; Magnoliopsida; Fabales; Fabaceae. The transcript has a single exon. The coding region runs from base 1 to 879 and encodes 292 amino acids. The record is from RefSeq and is a predicted model, not a curated record.
AUGGAAGAUGUUGAAGCCUAUGAAACCAACAAUAGACCUAGAUCUGUAACUACCUUGAGUAAAUCCAUCAUGAUUGUUCCUGACAGAGACGAUGUUGAUAAGAAUAUUCAUGUUUUGAUCUCUCAAGUGUUGGGUAUUGACCUUAAGACUAAUGUCGUGCCGGAUGUCUCCACAUCCUUGGCCCAACAUGAUAACAACACUGAGAACCCCAGGGAUAAAUCUGAUGUUAAUGCACCUACUCUGUCUCCUGAGAAAUCGAAAGACAAAGAAAGGUCUAGAGAAAUGACUGAUGAUCUGGGUGACAAAGAUAAAAACCCUGUUGAGAAAAAUGAUCAACCCACUGACAUAGUAAAUAUUGAGGAACUGGACUCUUAUGAUAUUCCUAUCGGCCAAAGACUGGCUCCUGGUAUAGCUAAAAUGUUGAAUAACAUAAGAGGUCAAGUUGUUGAAUCCUCCAUCACACCCUCCAAAUCUGUCAGGAACAAAGAUAAUGUUGGUCCCAACAAAAGAUGGAGCAAGGUGGUUACUUCUGUGUCUAAGAAGAAAUCCCUGAAAAGAAAGGAAUUUCCCUCUAAGUCUAGUAAAUCUGAUCAUGAAGUCGAACACAAUGUUCAGGACAUCAUCUCUACUUCCAGAAGGCAAGCCUCUGGGAAGAAGAUACGAGCUAAUAUUUUUGAAGUUCCAAUUAACAAUAUUUCAUUUCACUCAGUGGAGAAUUUUGAAAAAUGGAAAUUUGUUUAUCAAAGAAGAUUAGCACUGGAAAGUGAAUUAGGGAAAUAUGCUUUUGAAUUUAAAGAGGUGAUGAAUCUUAUUCAAGGGGAUGAAUUAAUGAAAACUGUAACUGUUUUUGGCAAGUGCUAUGAAAUGCUUGUCAGAUAA